UAACCUCUCUUACCUAACCUACACACACGUAACCCCCUCCACACUCGUUCAUCUCUCAAUGAGCCCUGUUCACCCACUCCUCACUGCCACUCACUCACCCAUAAACACACCACACACAACAAAUAAACAAGCACAUACAGAGACAUAUACACAGAGGAAGGAUUUGAGGGAAUGAGGGAGUCGCGAGGAAGAAGAAGGGAAGGUAGGGGAAACUGCUGCCACACCGCCGCCGCGUUCUGAUGCCGCCGACGCCUUCACAGAGGACCCGUGCACGAGAAAGGAAGGCUAAAAGAGAGAGAGAGCGUCACGCCCAGCCACCAUCGUCGCCGUUCAAGCCGCCGAACCGCCAUGCAAGAGACCAGGGGAAGAAGACGCCGUCACCGCUGAAGCUCGAAUGCCGCUGCAACCACCGCGUUGCCAUCAUCUUUAGAUCUGCCGUUGUUGAUGCGCGAGGACAGAGAAAAUCGCGGAGGAAGGUGGAGCCUGUCGCUGCCGUGCCUCCACCACCGCUGAUUUGCCGCCGCUGUUGAAGCUCUGGUGCAGCUGCUGCUGCCAUGGCCGCUACUCUUCCAGCCGCUGCCGUGGGUGCUUUCGGUGUGGUCUCUGUAGUUGUGGAUUGUGGGUUGCCGCUGAGUUGCAUGUGGCUGUUGGAGCUGCCCUCACUGUAGUCGCUGCUAUUGCUAGUUCGGUUCGAGUUGCUGCCGCCAUAAUUCUGCCUUCGAUUUCUCCUAAAUGCGACAUUGAGUUGAGAUGGCUGGUGGGCUGACUUCUCUGGCUAGGUUGAAGGCGGCGAUGGGCCGGGAGGAGGGAUCCUCGUCUCCUUCUACCCCUGUCUCCAAUCCUGCCGUGGAAUCUCAACCGGUUUCUCAGGAGGUGAUUUCCUCGGCUGCACGGGCCGAGGUUCAAGUUUUCCCUGGCCCUGCGAACUCUCCUGAGGUUGUGGUGGUGUCGGCUGCUGAGGCUUCUCGGAAGAGAAGGAGGCCUGAGGACCCGAGCAGCGAGACUUUUGAGGAGGGUUUGGUGCCUAGUGUGAUGGAUCGUCGUUUUGAUGCCCCGGGUUUCAUUGAUCAGGAUUUGAUGCCUGGUACGGAGCCUUAUUUUGAUGGCUGUGAUGUCUCGUUCCAGGCCAAGUCGGUGUAUCGUGCUCUCCUUCGUUCUGCUGUUGUUGUUCGGAAGACUGAGCCCGUGAUGGCUCAGGUCGAUUUAUUGGACAAGAAACUUCGCCAAUCUCAGGCUGAGGUGGCUAAGUUGAAGGAGGAGCUCGAGGCUGCCGAGAUUGCGAGGGAGAAGGCGGUGAAGUCUUCUGAAGAAGCCGGGGCGGAGAUUCUCCGGCUCUCCGAGGUUGAGACUUCACUCCUUUCUCAGCUAGGUGAGGAGCGGCGCAAGGCUUCCGAUGCGGGUUCCCGGGCUGCCGUACUUCUUGGUGAGACGGAGGCUCUGACUGCCGAGGUUGCUGCAUUGAAGAGGGAGAAAACGGAACUGCUGGCCGAUGCUAAAGGAUCAAUUGCUGCUACCGAGGAGACGAUGAAGGCGCAGGCCCUGGUGCUUGCUCCGGGAAUGGAUGUGUCCGUGAUGGGAGCAUUCAAGACCGUUCGUGAUGGCCGGAUAGUCGACCUCGAGUAG
Molecule: messenger RNA, 1623 nt
Organism: Arachis ipaensis
Lineage: Eukaryota; Viridiplantae; Streptophyta; Magnoliopsida; Fabales; Fabaceae
Source: RefSeq, a predicted model, not a curated record